AUGAGAUCUAUUUUCUACAUUUUGCUAUCGGCAAGGGUGGCAUUGGCGACCAAGCUCUUGGCCCAAAAGCCACAGAUGGGCUGGAACUCAUGGAAUAGCUUCAAACUCAACGUCAGCGACGAGCUAGUUAGGUCGACCGCCAAUGCCCUCGUCGAUACUGGUCUUGCUAAGGUUGGGUAUGACCACGUGUUGAUUGACGACGGAUGGCAAGACAGUGAGCGUGAUUCAGACGGCAAGCUCGCAGCAAACCACACCAGGUUUCCUGGCGGUAUCUCUGCCACGGCCUCUUACGUUCACACCAAGGGACUCAAAGUGGGAAUCUAUAGUGAUGCCGGCAUCUUCACGUGCGGAAAGUAUCCUGGCAGUUAUGGCUAUGAGGAAAUAGACGCACAAACCUUUGCUGAUUGGGGCGUCGACUACCUCAAGUACGAUAACUGUGGUGGCUUCCAGAGCAACACUCUCUCCGUGCAGGGACGAUUUCUCAAGAUGUCGUACGCGCUGGCCGCCUCGGGUCGUCAGAUCUUUUAUUCGCUUUGCGAGUGGGGGAACCAGUUUCCGUGGCUCUGGGCCGACCAGAUUGGCGAGUCUUACCGAAUGUCUGGCGACAUCUACUCGUCUUUCGCUAAAGACAGAGCAAGUAUAUGCAAAACGGCCUAUUGCAUGAACCAGGGCUAUGCUGGCGUCAGCGUGUUGACCAUGAUACGCAAGAUGAGAGAAAUCAGCCCAUUCUCGAAACCAGGCUCUUGGGCUGACAUGGAUAUGUUGGAGAUUGGGACCUGGACUAUGACGGAGCUGGAAGAGCAAACCCACUUCUCCUUCUGGGCCGCCCUCAAGUCUCCUCUCAUCAUCGGCGCAGAUCUCAAGAACAUCAGCGAUACCUCGCUCGCCAUAUACAAGAAUAAGGAAGUCAUUGCCUUGAACCAGGAUGACGCGGGCCAGCCUGCCGUCUAUCUGCCAAAGCUCUCUGAAGAAGGCAGUUAUCAGGUUUGGGCGGGGCCACUAAGUUCUGGGAAGAGGCGACAUGUAAUCUUGGCCCAGAACUAUGGUAGCGAGGACGUGGACGUCGAGAUCUCCUUGAGAGACAUCCCUGGUCUUUCUGUGGAGCAACAAUUGAAGAUCAGGGACGUCUGGGCAGGAAAAGCCAUUGCUGCAUCUGGUGGCAAGGUUAGCUUGAACGGCAUCAAGCCGACGCAAACAAAGGUCCUCGUCAUUUCAAAGUAG
Messenger RNA from Fusarium redolens, 1221 nucleotides. RefSeq names its product glycoside hydrolase superfamily. The record is from RefSeq and is a predicted model, not a curated record. Gene Ontology annotation, biological process: carbohydrate metabolic process. The transcript has 3 exons. Bases 1 to 1221 code for a protein of 406 amino acids. Gene Ontology annotation, molecular function: hydrolase activity, hydrolyzing O-glycosyl compounds. NCBI's taxonomy places the organism in Eukaryota, Fungi, Ascomycota, Sordariomycetes, Hypocreales, Nectriaceae.